AUGGUGUAUGGAUUGGGAUCUAAUAUGUUUGGGCAGCUCGGUGGAGAAGACUUUGUAUUGGCUGUCAAUACGGAUAAUAAUGUGAUAUUCAGUUUUGGGAACAAUCAAUGGGGAGAAUUGGGAGAUAUUGUGGAUAUGGAUUAUGAUGUAUUCGGGUGGGGGUGUAAUGACGAGGGACAGGUUGGUUGUGGUGAUAAAAAAACUAACGAUAAGUUGAGUAAUUUAAUAUCAUUUCAAGAUUCAUUUGAUGUAAUAACUAAGCUUGGUGAGGGUGGCUAUGGACAGGUAUUUAAAGUUCUAGAUAAAUGUACCAAUGAAUACUAUGCAAUAAAGAAAUGUCUAUUAAAUGAAUUGUCAGAAAAAGAGAAACAAAAUGUUUUGAAUGAAACGCAAAGUCUUGUGAAACUUCGGUCAAAGUUUGUGAUUCAAUACUACUAUUCAUGGAUUGAAUGCAAUUGUCUUUACAUUCAAAUGGAGUUAUGUAUCGAUAAUCUCAACAAUGUUUUGGAAACUAAGAAAUCAUUGUUUACUGAAUUGAUGACUAUUUCUGAGUUUUAUAUAUCGUAUCAUAUAUUUCGUAAACUCACAACAUGUGUGCAAUAUUUGCACGAAAAGCAUAUCAUUCAUAGAGACCUCAAACCGGAUAAUGUGUUGAUUACAAGCGAUGGGUCGAUAAAGUUGUGUGACUUUGGUUUGGCUAAAGAGGUCCAAAAUUGUGAUCCGUUUCUUAUGUGUAAAGCCAAACAUACUGCAGAUUUUGGAAAUGUAUAUUAUAUAGCACCAGAAGCUCAGACUAAUGAAUACAACCAUUUAAUAGAUAUUUACAGUCUAUCCAUAAUUGGUUCACAAAUUUUUCGAUUCAAUACAAACGAUAUAAUGGAUGGAAAUCAAAUAGACUAUACUUAA
Molecule: messenger RNA, 906 nt
Organism: Oppiella nova
Lineage: Eukaryota; Metazoa; Arthropoda; Arachnida; Sarcoptiformes; Oppiidae
Source: the annotation of a GenBank genome assembly